GAACCGGAAACACCUGGAGAACCGGAAGGAGCAGCGCUGUAUUUAUAAGCGACUUUUUUUUCUAUUUUUUUUUUACAGCCUCUGGCCGCCGCCUCCCGUCUUCCCCGCGGCCGCUCCUCCAGUGAACCGUUAUAUAGUGGCGAUGGCUGGCCGGAAGAGAUGCCUCCCGCCCGCCAAGGGGGACCGGGAGGGUCAAGACGGCCCGCUGCCCGCCGCCAAGCAGCGGGCCGACGGCCACAGACACGCCGCUGCCCUGGUCCUGGCGCGGGGGGGGAGCAAGGGGAUCCCGCUGAAGAACAUCAAGACCCUGGCCGGAGUUCCGCUCAUCGGCUGGGUGCUGCGGGCCGCGCUGGACUCCGGCGUGUUCCACAGCGUGUGGGUGUCGACGGACCACGACGAGAUCGAGAAGGUGGCGAAAUCCUGGGGGGCGAAGGUGCAUCGCCGCAGCCCUGAAGUCUCCACAGACUCCUCCACGUCGCUGGACGCCAUCCAGGAGUUUGUGAGGCUCAACCCAGACGUGGAUGUGAUAUGCAACAUCCAGGCCACGUCCCCGUGUCUGCAUCCGUUCCACGUGAAGGAGGCGCUGGAGAUGAUCACGAUGCGCGGCUUGGACUCCGUCUUCUCCGUGGUGCGGAGACACCAGUUCCGCUGGCAGGAGGUAAAGAAGGGAUCCGCUGAGUUAACCAAGCCGUUCAACCUGGACCCAUCCAACCGGCCGCGGCGCCAGGACUGGGACGGGGAGCUGUGUGAGAAUGGCUCUUUAUAUUUCACCACGAGGGAACUCAUCGAGAACCAAGGACUGCUGCAGGGUGGCAAGGUGGGCUACUACGAGAUGCUGCCCGAGUACAGCGUGGACAUCGACGUGGACAUCGACUGGCCCGUGGCAGAGCAGAGGGUUCUCAGGUACGGUUACUUCGGUCAGGCCACGCCGGAGGUGGUCAGGCUGAUGUUCUGCAUUGUUUCCGGAUGUCUAACAGAAGGACGGACCUUUCUGUCCGUGUCCGGAGAGGAGAUGGUUUCCAUUAAUACCAGAGACACCGUGGGCAUCCGGAUGCUGCAGAGCGAGAAAGUGGAGGUGGUGCUGCUGACGUCCAGCGAGGACCCCGUGACCGAGAAGCUGGUCGACAAACUGGCCAAGAGGACCGGCUGCAAAAUCGUCCAGGUGGGGGAGGAGCCACUGAAUGAGCUGAAGCUGAUCGUGGAGCAGAGGAAGCUGGAGUGGAAGGAUGUUGCGUACAUGGGUAAUGACAAAGCAGACGUCAACUGUCUGAACCUGGCCGGUUUGAGUGCGGUGCCCGGCGACGCCCCCGUGGUGGCCAUUAACGCUGCCAAGUACACCUGCCGCAAAGUCGGGGGCAUGGGAGCCGUCAGGGAGUUCGCGGAACACAUUCUCCUGCAGAGAGAGAAAGCGAAGUCUCUGAUGAAGCAGUACCGCAUCGACUGCAGCAGCAAAUGAGCAUUUUAAAAAUCACUUGUCGUUCCAAUACGAAGUGAAGGAGUUAAUGGAAGUAAUUACGCAAUGCAUGAGAAAUAUUAAGAUAUCAUACGAAAUGCGUAUCUAAUUUCAGAGUAGGAGUUACAGUUACAAUUCAAAAAGAAUAUUUAUUUUUCCUGUUCGUAACGUACUUGUUGGAUUCUGAUGUCCCAAAGUAAUUAUGAGAAAAAGUAGGAAAUUAAUUAAUUAAUGCUGUGAACAUUGCAACGUCUCGAAAGUUAACCAAUCUUGGUUGACUGUAGCAGUCGGUGCUUGAAGCAAGCUACUUGUAUGUAAACGACAGCAUCAACUAACAUCAAAACCAGAAACACUUCAAGAACUAACGCUAGACUAUAAAGUCUAGGUUUUUUAUUGCCGGUGUGAAACGGAAACUAAGACUUAAGAAACCGAAGUGCGGAUAUACCUGAAAAUUCAAGUCCUAUUCUGUUACGUUUAUAUGUAUUAUUAGAGAUUAUAAGAGAUACAAGCUGAGAUAUUCAACUCUUUUAAAAUGCCUUGGUAAUUUAAAUGUAAAGGGGGGGAAGCAUUUUAAACCAAAACUAUAACGACAAAGUAAAUGUUCAAAGUACAGUAGUUAGUACAACAUCACACCAUGUCCCUGUAUGUUCUUGGGUUUUAUACUGCUCGUGUGCCCUUAAAGGAAGUGUCCGACAUUUUAGGAAAUAUGCCUUUUGAUUUUAGAUAAGAAGGCUGUAACCACUCUCUUGCUGCACGCUAAAUGCGUUAGCUUAGCAUAAAGCAGGGCUUUUCACAUUUUGCUGCAUUUUAAUGUCACAUUGCCUUUGCUGCGUUACACCUCAUAGCGGUUUGUGUUUUUUUCAACGUUAGGAUUCCUUCAGUGUUAAUUGUUUUAACCAGGAGCAGAACUAUCACCUCUCCCAUAAUACAAACUGGUAAAAAACGCAGAAUGAAGCAGUUUUCACAAAAUCUGUAUUUCAGCGGCAGUAGGAUGUCGUUAGCGUUAGCUCGAGUCAUUCCAGGGGCUCUGCUCGCUUUUUACAUUCGGAUUAUUUUUUGUUACUGUUAGCGGAAUUUUAAAGGAUCAAUGUUACAAACUUACUUUCUAUCAACUUAUCAUGUUUCCACUUUGUUCCAGCCAAACCAACACGGCUGUUACUUUGGCGCGUUUUAUGCUAGCUCUCUCUCUCUUUCUGUUACCGCUCUUUAGGCUAAGCUAACUGGAGCUAGCGCGCUAGCUCUCUCUCUCUCUCUUUCUGUUACCGCUCUUUAGGCUAAGCUAACUGGAGCUAGCGCGCUAGCUCUCUCUCUCUUUCUGUUACCGCUCUUUAGGCUAAGCUAACUGGAGCUAGCGCGCUAGCCAUAGCCUCAUAUUGCGGGACGAGAUGUCUGAGUGACGUCUGCCGACUUCUCAGCAAAGUUUUUCCCAAAGUGUCCCAACAACAGCUUUACCCGUCAAUAACUUUUCAACUCGGCGCUAAGCUAACUUUGUGACUGAGUGCUAGCUGCUGGUUAUUAACCGCUCACUUCUGAACAAGAGGAUUUAUUAAGUAUAAGUUUGAAACUGCUGGUGAGAUGAGUUUCUUCAGGAGAACGCACACGAUGCAGGUCCUUCAGUUGCACUUUUAUUCAGUCAGUUAAAAUUUUUCUUUUUCUUUUUCUCUUUCCCAAAUUAUGCUUUUUAUUUGUAGGAAUGUUGACUUGUCAUUUGAUUCGUUUGUGUAAUUUUUAUCUCACGAUUUCUAUUCAAUGACUCGCGCUUGAUACUGCUGUGUGAAUAACUUUCAGUGAAGCUGAGCAAUGAAGUAAAA
Scophthalmus maximus (turbot) is the source of this 3264-nucleotide messenger RNA. RefSeq names its product cytidine monophosphate N-acetylneuraminic acid synthetase a (gene cmasa). Gene Ontology annotation, molecular function: N-acylneuraminate cytidylyltransferase activity. The record is from RefSeq and is a predicted model, not a curated record. NCBI's taxonomy places the organism in Eukaryota, Metazoa, Chordata, Actinopteri, Pleuronectiformes, Scophthalmidae. The transcript is spliced from 8 exons. The coding region runs from base 143 to 1456 and encodes 437 amino acids.